GAAUUUGGGGGCGGGACCCUGGCCUGGCACAGACACUGACACUCUCAGUAGACACUCUCACUCCUCUCUCUCAUACACACUUUCUUCAACCCAAGGAGUCCACAGACAGAGAGACGUGGUCACUCUCUGAAAGGUUCAGCUCCAGAGAGACAAAAUGCAGUGGGCCUCUGUCCUGCUAUUGGCAGGGCUCUGUUCCCUCUCCUGGGCUCAGUAUGAUGAAGAUCCCCACUGGUGGUUCCACUACCUCCGAAGCCAGCAGUCCACCUACUAUGAUCCUUAUGACCCUUACCCUUAUGAGCCUUAUGAGCCUUACCCCUAUGGGGUGGAGGAAGGUCCAGCCUAUACCUAUGGCUCUCCAUCCCCACCAGAUCCUCGAGACUGCCCCCAGGAGUGUGACUGCCCACCCAACUUCCCCACGGCCAUGUACUGUGACAACCGCAACCUCAAGUAUCUUCCCUUUGUCCCCUCCCGCAUGAAGUAUGUCUACUUCCAGAACAAUCAGAUCUCCUCCAUCCAGGAAAGUGUCUUCGACAAUUCCACCGGUCUGCUCUGGAUUGCUCUUCAUGGCAACCAGAUCACCAGUGAUAAAGUGGGCAGGAAGGUCUUUUCUAAGCUGAGGCACCUGGAGAGGCUGUACCUGGACCACAACAACCUGACCCGAAUGCCUGGCCCUCUGCCUCGAUCUCUGAGGGAACUCCAUCUUGACCACAACCAGAUUUCACGGGUCCCCAACAAUGCUCUGGAGGGGCUUGAGAACCUCACAGCCUUGUACCUUCAACACAACGAGAUUCAGGAAGUGGGAAGUGCGAUGAAGGGCCUCCAGUCACUGAUCUUGCUGGACCUGAGUUACAAUCACCUUCGGAGGGUGCCUGAUGGACUGCCCUCAGCCCUUGAGCAGCUGUAUCUGGAGCACAAUAAUGUUUAUUCUGUUCCUGACAGCUACUUCCGGGGGUCACCAAAACUGUUGUAUGUGCGGUUGUCCCAUAAUAGUCUCACCAACAAUGGCCUGGCCUCCAACACCUUCAAUUCCAGCAGCAUCCUUGAGCUUGACCUCUCCUACAACCAGCUGCAGAAGAUCCCCCCAGUCAACACCAAUCUGGAGAACCUCUACCUCCAAGGCAAUAGGAUCAAUGAGUUCUCUAUCAGCAGCUUCUGCACCGUGGUGGACGUCAUGAACUUCUCAAAGCUGCAGGUGCUGCGCCUGGACGGUAACGAGAUCCAGCGCAACGCAAUGCCGGAGGAUGCGCCCCUCUGCCUGCGCCUGGCUAGCCUCAUCGAGAUCUGAGUGGCCCUCGCAUUGGGUGCAGGGCCCAGACCCCCCACGCCCCACUGCAUUUGGCUUGAUGGUUUGGUUUGGCUUUUGUUGGAAGGUCUAGGACAGAUCAUGUGACAGAAUUCCACGGGCUCCCCCUGUAGUCUUCUCCCCUGUAGGCAGGGUCAGGAGGGAUGGGAGGACAGGAAGAUUUUUUGCUGAGGUACAUGGCACAAACUCUUUUCCAGGACAGAAAUGGCAUCAGAGAGAGUAAUCCCUGACAAUGCCAACAUCAGAAAUCUCAUUACCCUUAAGUUCUUCCCAAUGAUCUGAUCUCAUGAUCCUUGGGUAUAAUAUGUAACCUACUUCAACAAUUCCUGACUCUGUGAGCAGUGCUUGACAGCUCUCCCACCUGCAGGGCUGGUCAUGCUGUCCCUCUGGGCUGGCACUUGCUGCUCCUCAGAAUAUACCUCUCAUCCAGCUGCCUCCUGCUAACUCCACCUCAUCCACUCAACUUGCUCCAUGGACAGUUCUUGUACACCUUAGGCAGAGGCAGGAAAGACCCCAAAGCACAUGGGCAUCUGCCUGCCAGAGAACCCACAAGUGUGUCUGAAAUUGGAAGGACACCAAAAGUCACCUCUGGGCCUCCCUAACCUCACUCCUUGAAAGCCACCAAACUGGAGGUCACCAGUAUGAUGACAAUAUUCAUGGCCUGAUGUGGGAGGAGACAACUAACCCUUGGCUUAGAUAAGUGUAUUGGGCUAUAUAGCAGUCAGGCAGUUCUUUGAAGGUAGGUCAGACUUCAAAAGAGGAAAGAUCAGACUGAAUUGCCUGAUCUGAGAAGUCUCCCCAGUAGUUCUCCUCUUGCCCUGAACUGUCUGCAUUUCCAGCAGCUCCCAACUUGGGUCUUUAUCCUCCAAGGGAAAACCAUGUAGCUCUUGAAGCAUGAGAUAGUUUGUCCAAUCCUCUUAUCCAAGCAGGAAGGUCUACAUCUUAAUGGGAGAGACAGGCUCCAACCAACCCUGCACUUACCUGCUAGCCCAAGAAGGAGGCUGUGGCUUACCUGUAUUGAUUGAUUUGUCUUUAAGGCACUGUUCCGUAGAACCAGCUCUGGCUGAAGAUGCUCACUGGGUUCGUGAAGCUCAGGCCAGGCAGCCAACUCUUGCUUCUGCUUUUGCAUCUCUGAGCUACACCCUCAUUACUGAAGGUGGCAGUUGCUUUAUAGCUUGGUUGGAGAGCAUUGCAGUCUUCCCAUUUCUGAAAAGUAAUGUUGCCUGGGCCAAACCCCCUUCCCUUUGGGGCACCAUCAGGAUGAAGCCCCCUGGGCAGCCCAGGGCAGGAACUGCUGGAAGAGAGCUAACCCUACCCUGGCCCCUGCCCAGAUGCCAUUAUGUCCCUGAUGCUAUGUGUAUUUUAAAGCAGCUUCCCCAAGAAAUGAAAGGAGUAAUCCUUGGACUAUGUUCUUGCCUCCAGACCCUGAAAUCCGCAAAAGCCAAACCAGCUCAUUUUAACAAAGUAGCUCUGAUUUGAGGGGCAAGGCUGCCUCCUGCCCCAGGGCUCUUCAGAAAGCAUUUGCAUGUGAACACCAUCAUGCCUCUAUAAAGGAUCCUUGUUACAGGAAAAGCAUGAGUGGUGGCUAACCUGACCAAUAAAGGUAUUUUACAAUUGCA
Molecule: messenger RNA, 2922 nt
Organism: Artibeus jamaicensis (Jamaican fruit-eating bat)
Lineage: Eukaryota; Metazoa; Chordata; Mammalia; Chiroptera; Phyllostomidae
Gene: FMOD
Product: fibromodulin
Exons: 3
Coding region: 155-1285 (376 amino acids)
Molecular function (GO): protein binding
Source: RefSeq, a predicted model, not a curated record